Silurus meridionalis is the source of this 1125-nucleotide messenger RNA. Its product is annotated as H-2 class II histocompatibility antigen, A-Q alpha chain-like. Lineage: Eukaryota; Metazoa; Chordata; Actinopteri; Siluriformes; Siluridae. Gene Ontology annotation, cellular component: MHC class II protein complex; membrane. The record is from RefSeq and is a predicted model, not a curated record. Gene Ontology annotation, biological process: immunoglobulin production involved in immunoglobulin-mediated immune response; positive regulation of T cell activation; immune response. Gene Ontology annotation, molecular function: MHC class II protein complex binding.
UCUACUGUGUGUCUAUUCAGUGUGUGUGUUCAGUGUGUGUGUGUGUGUCAGUGUGUGUGUGUAUCAGAGACUACACUGGAUUGAUCUGAGCUGUUGGGUUCCUGCUGAAACUCUUCAGGAUGAAGUUAUUUCUGAUCUUGUUCACACUGAUGUGUGUGAAGGACACUGGAGCUCAGAGUAAACACACUCAAAUUGAACUGAUCGAAUGCUCAGACACGGAUAAAGAGUAUAUGAUAGGGACCGAUGGAGAAGAGCAGUUUUAUGUAGAUUUUGAGAAGAAGGAGGGGGUGGUCAUGCUGCCGUUCGCUGAUCCGAUCAGUUACCCCGGACAGUACGCGUUCGCCGAGGCUAAUAUGCCCAUCUGCAAACAAAACUUAGACGUGUGGAAACAAGACUUUAAAGAUCAGCCGGUGCCAAAGGAUCCCCCACAAAGCUCCAUCUAUCCCAAGCAAAAGAUGCAGUUGGGGUCACAGAAUCUGCUCGUCUGUCACUUCACACGAUUUUUCCCUCCACAUGUGACUGUACGAUGGACCAAAAACAACGUGGAUGUGACAGAGAGCUCCACACUCAGUCGUUACUACCCUAAUGAAGACAACACCUACAACCAGUUCUCCCACCUGCUCUUCACUCCACAGGAGGGAGAUGUUUACACCUGCACUGUGGAGCACGAGGCGCUGCAGAACCCUGACACCAAGACAUGGGAGGUGGAUGUUGAGCUUCCCAGUGUAGGUCCUGCUGUGUUUUGUGGAGUGGGUCUGGCUGUGGGUCUGCUGGGAGUCGCUACUGGAACUUUCUUCCUGGUUAAAGGAAACCAGUGUAACUGAUACUACAGCCACACGUCAAGAGUUCAAAGAGUUUCAGAUGCCUACCAUAAAGUCUCUUUACUUUUUAAAGGAAUCUGUACAUCCACUCAAGUUAAAUUACCUGUUUAAAACAAUUAAAUAUCUUAUUUUAUUUUUUUGUUGUUUUACUGUUCACCUGCUGUUAAAUUUCUCUACUGUAUAAAUCUGUACAUCUUUCAUUUCCAGUGUAUAUCAUUCCUAAUUAAUGCUACAAGAGAAAAAGCAAAUGAAAUUAAAUUGAGUGCCUGCAAAAAAAUACGAAAUAAACUGAAUUUACACAUAA